Cutaneotrichosporon cavernicola is the source of this 1401-nucleotide messenger RNA. RefSeq lists its product as uncharacterized. Gene Ontology annotation, biological process: glycosaminoglycan biosynthetic process. Bases 1 to 1401 code for a protein of 466 amino acids. The transcript is spliced from 4 exons. Gene Ontology annotation, molecular function: NAD binding; UDP-glucose 6-dehydrogenase activity. Lineage: Eukaryota; Fungi; Basidiomycota; Tremellomycetes; Trichosporonales; Trichosporonaceae. Gene Ontology annotation, cellular component: nucleus. The record is from RefSeq and is a predicted model, not a curated record.
AUGACUCAGGUUAAGAAGAUCUGCUGCAUCGGUGCCGGCUACGUCGGUGGCCCCACCUGCGCCGUCAUCGCACUCAAGUGUCCCCACAUUCAGGUCACCAUCGUCGACCUCAACCAGAAGCGUAUCGACGCCUGGAACUCUGACAACCUCCCCAUCUACGAGCCUGGACUUGACGAGGUCAUCAAGACCGCCCGUGGCCGCAACCUCUUCUUCUCGACCGACGUUGACAAGGCCAUUGCCGAGUCCGACCUCAUUUUCGUCUCGGUCAACACCCCCACGAAGAAGUCUGGUAUCGGAGCUGGCUUCGCCGCCGACCUCAAGUUCCUCCAGCUCGCUACCCGCCGCAUCGCCGAAAUCGCGACCUCGCCCAAGAUUGUCGUCGAGAAGUCGACCGUCCCCUGCCGCACCGCCGACUCGAUGCGCACCAUCCUUGAGGCCAACCACCGCCCAGGUGUCACUUUCGACAUCCUCUCCAACCCCGAGUUCCUUGCUGAGGGCACCGCCAUCAGCGACCUCUUCGCCCCCGACCGUGUCCUCAUCGGUUCGCUCCAGACCAAGUCGGGUCUCGCUGCCUGCGCUGCCCUCGCCGAGGUCUACAGCAACUGGGUCCCCAAGGACCGCAUCCUUACGGUCGGCCUGUGGUCGUCCGAGCUCUCCAAGCUCGCUGCCAACGCUAUGCUUGCCCAGCGUAUCUCGUCCAUUAACGCACUCUCGGCUGUCUGUGAGGCCACUGGCGCCAACAUUGACGAGGUCGCGUACGCUGUCGGCAAGGACACCCGUGUCGGCUCCAAGUUCCUCAAGGCGUCGGUCGGCUUUGGCGGCUCGUGCUUCCAGAAGGACAUUCUCAACCUCGUCUACCUCGCCGAGUCGCUCCACCUCCCCGAGGUCGCCCGCUACUGGCGCGCUGUUGUUGAGAUGAACGAGUACCAGAAGGAGCGCUUCUCCCGCAAGGUUGUCGAGACCCUCUUCAACACCAUCACCGGCAAGAAGAUUGCCAUCCUCGGCUGGGCGUUCAAGAAGGACACUGGUGACACCCGCGAGUCCCCGGCGAUCUCGAUCGCCAACCACUUCCUUGAGGAGAAGGCGCGCAUCACCAUCUACGACCCCAAGGUCACCGAGGAGCAGAUUUGGCUCGACCUUACCGACGAGGGCACCAAGUCGGCCGACCCCAUCAAGCCUCACAUCUCGAUCCAGGAGUCGGCGGAGGCGGCGUGCAAGGACGCCGAGGCUAUUGUUGUCUGCACCGAGUGGGACGAGUUCAAGACGCUCGACUGGCAGAAGAUCUACGACAACUGCCCCCGUCCUGCGUUCGUCUUUGACGGCCGCCUGAUGCUCGACCGCCCGUCUCUCCAGCAGAUUGGCUUCAAGGUCAUCACCAUCGGAACCUGUGACGGCCUCUAA